Molecule: messenger RNA, 2124 nt
Organism: Brettanomyces nanus
Lineage: Eukaryota; Fungi; Ascomycota; Pichiomycetes; Pichiales; Pichiaceae
Exons: 1
Coding region: 1-2124 (707 amino acids)
Molecular function (GO): ATP binding; ATP hydrolysis activity
Source: RefSeq, a predicted model, not a curated record
AUGUUUUAUAGAAAUAAACAUACAACGGCACCGCCGUUGAGCAUGCUAACACAACUCUACAAUGAGGUUGCCAACAGUUCAUUAGCCAAUCUUAGUCUGGAGCAGAAUGGAAGAAUUAGGGAGGCUUCAGCUGGAUGGGAGAUGCUUCAUGAGUCAUUUGGGCCUAAGUUUGAUAGCGCUCGUAUUGAAUAUGACAGCAUCGAUCUUAUAGAAGAGGAGUCUUUCCUCAUGGACGAAAUAUCUGUUUUGCAAGCACAGGCAGACGACCAUAUGGAGAGGUUGAGAAAACAGAUACAGAGGGAAACGCCUCCAAAGCCUCCACCUCACAGACCAUCUUUACAACAAAAUACGUCUGCAAAUUCACAUUCAUUUCAUUCUGCUUCCCCGGUGCUAACAUUGAGAUCCAAUAACCCAAGAAAGAACUCAAAAUCUCUGCUGAAGACACUCAGAUCUGGCGCCAGUGGUAGUAUCAGCGCAAAUGAAAGCCAGUCUCUUUCAUCACAAUCAUUGCAUUCACAUUCACACUCAAACUCUAAUUUAUCCGGUUAUUCUUCCUCUGCCAAAUGUGCGGCUAAUCUUAUAUGGUCUCCGUCAAGCAGCCUGACAACAGGACACUCCUAUUCUUCUGCCAAUCAGCAGCAACAGCAAAAACAACAGCAAGAUCCCUUUGAAAACUUUGAUUCAGAUUUUGUUACUGAAGGAGAGGCAAAACAGGAGACCAUGCAGAAACUUCGGCGCCAAGGAAACGCUUCUAAAGCCAAUAGGAAGAUAGCCGGUCAGGCAAACGAAGAUUUGAUUGAUUUGGCGGAUCAGCUAUCUUCAUUUUCGAUGGAUUCCAACCAAUCCCAGCAAUUUCAAGAUUAUUCAUCGCAGAAGAAAACAUCGUCUCAGAGAGCGCAGGCCGCAUUACAGAAAUCUGCAGCAGUUAGGUUGAAUAUUCCUCAACCAAAGGCUACAAAGUCUCCAAAGAAGGUGGUUAGACGUUCUCAGAUAGUCAAUCAAAAUCGUAAUAUGCGGUAUAAUCAUUCAUCAUCUCGAUUGGCUACUUCAAACCGAUCCCGGAGGCCUCCUAAAGCCGAAUCUCCCAAGAAGGAGCUGGUAUUAAACGAAAACUUUACAAAAGAUACAGAGACUUUGGGUAGUGAUGAAGACAAUUUAACAGAUUCUAAGAAAAAUCAGGAAAAGCUUAUAAAAUCAUUGAAGGGAGUUGAUCCGACUGCUGCGCGGCAAAUUCUCAACGAGAUUGUUGUAAAUGGAGACGAGGUCCAUUGGGAAGAUAUUGCCGGCUUGGAGGAGGCCAAAAAGUCGUUGAAGGAAACGGUGGUUUAUCCGUUCUUACGACCAGAUUUGUUUAGUGGGCUUAGAGAACCAGCUCGUGGUAUGCUUCUUUUUGGACCGCCUGGUACAGGUAAGACCAUGUUGGCCAGGGCAGUUGCUACAGAGUCGCAAUCGACAUUCUUUUCGAUAUCUGCCUCUUCUCUCACCUCCAAAUACUUGGGUGAAUCCGAGAAAUUAGUGAGGGCUCUUUUCCAGUUGGCAAAACGGCUAGCCCCAUCAAUUAUCUUUGUAGAUGAAAUUGACUCACUCUUGGGAACGAGAAACAACGAUAGUGAGAACGAGGCUUCGAGAAGAAUUAAGAACGAAUUUCUGAUACAAUGGUCAGAUUUGACUAAGGCGGCUGCUGGUAAAGAUCAAGGUGAAGAUGUUCAGAGAGUUUUGGUCCUUGCUGCCACAAAUUUACCCUGGACGAUUGACGAGGCUGCAAGAAGAAGAUUUGUUAGAAGACAGUACAUACCCCUUCCCGAGAAAGACACUCGAAGGGCACAAAUUGAUAGACUGAUGUCGCAUCAGAAACAUUCGCUUUCAGAAGAAGACAUGAAUGAGCUUCUGCAACUUACCGAGGGAUUUUCCGGUUCCGAUAUUACAGCUUUGGCUAAGGAUGCCGCAAUGGGCCCGUUAAGAGAGCUAGGAGACAAGCUUUUACUUACUAGUAAGAGUGAUAUAAGACCGCUUCAACUGAAGGAUUUUGUUAGCUCAAUGAAAUAUAUAAGACCGAGUGUUUCUAAGAGAAACUUGUCGCAUUUUGAAGAGUGGGCUAAAGUUUAUGGAUCUAGCGGUGCUUGA